CGGGCUCUCAAGCUGCACAGUAUGGCAGCAUGUCUGCCAUACCUUCUCCACCAGCCGUGCUGUUCAACACAGGUUCCGGCCAACUUCCAGCUCAAGCGGGAGGUCUUUACGGAGCGUUUCAAUUAGACCAGAGCCGAUCUCCUUUCACUCAGUAUCCACCGUACGCGCCGUCUUUGCAAAAUUCGUUUAGCCAGCAGAACGUCUACUUGCAGCAGGCUCCUCCGCCGCCUCCGCACGCGCCGAAUGCGCCUACCCCGGAAAUGUAUCAGAGCAAUCUCUCCCAAUAUCGUAUCACCGCGGCUGCUGCCCCACCGUUCGGGCAGAAUCAACAACUCAGUAACAACCCGAAUACGGUUCUGAUCAGUUCCUCCUCGAAUUCUUUGAUGUCGGCGAGUGUAAAACCAUCCUCGCAGCCCAUCGGUGCGAUUGGAACAAAAGCUCCACAUUUCCAAGCACCGUCUGCUCCGCAACCAAAUCCAUUAACGUACAUACCCUAUGAUCCGAAUCAAGUGCUCGGGGUAAGUGGUAGUUACAUGGGCAAUUCCCAGUUGGUACAGAGACCUGGCCCAAACGUACAAGCUUCCGCAAAUAGUUACUAUAGUGCCACUUCGGCUGAUGUAUUUCCCGGCUCGCAAACAGGCUUUUACCAACCAGGUGGCGCCACGCAACAAACCGGUACUCAUUAUGGACUUCAAGGAUUCGGUCAACACAGUCAGAAUUUGGCGACUGGUAGCGCUACACCCGUUGGAUUACAAAAUUUCAGUUCUGGCUUUUUAUCCAGUUCCGGUUUACAGAUCGCCGCAGCCGCGGCGGCUCAGCAGUUUCGCAAUCCUACAGGCGGACUUCCCGGCCCGGCAAACGCUGGUCCCACGUUUCUCAGCAAACAUCAGCCGCAAGAACAACCCAGACAACUGAAGAGCCCAUCGGGAAAUCAACAAGAUGUCCUUGCAUCGGUUUUCAGUUCCA
Nomia melanderi (Alkali bee) is the source of this 966-nucleotide messenger RNA. The record is from RefSeq and is a predicted model, not a curated record. NCBI's taxonomy places the organism in Eukaryota, Metazoa, Arthropoda, Insecta, Hymenoptera, Halictidae.